UUUACAGAGUAAAGUCUGUAAGGAAUGACAGGCAAUGUUCAGGCAGUGCCCUCAUUUUAUGGGGUUUCUUCCAGACAGUAAUGGGGAAAUUGAAGUUGCUGUUGUUUCAUCAACAUGGAUGAAUGGAAAUGAGAUGGAGAUAGCUUGGCCACCAUGUAAGACUGACAGAAACCUCAAUGAGGCUUUGACUCUUCAUCAUCUCCCAGCUGAUGACUGGCAGUGGUACGGUUGUCGUCGCAUUUUGUAUGCUACAGCCAGCUUGGAACAAGCACGGAAAAAAGCAAAACUAGCUGAGGAUACAUCUGGUCUGGAGAUUGGUGAUGAAAUGGAAGAAAAGGAAAGACGAAGAAAACAUGCCAAAAACUCAGAAGUUGCUGAAAUGAAACAAGAUUUGCACAGGCAGGUUCCAUCAGUUGGAGAGUCAUCAGAGUAUGCUUUCUUCAUUUCUCUGAGUCCCUGGUCUCCAAUUUUGUCACAUAAAACCCUCUUCAUCCCCUUCAUGUUGAGUACUUUCCCAUUCCAGUUUCUUGUGGAGCUGGAACCAAAUCAACAUAUCUCAACUCAUAUGGAGACAAGGCUCAAGAAAAACAGCUAUCAGUCUCUCCAUUAG
Molecule: messenger RNA, 610 nt
Organism: Darwinula stevensoni
Lineage: Eukaryota; Metazoa; Arthropoda; Ostracoda; Podocopida; Darwinulidae
Source: the annotation of a GenBank genome assembly